AUGGGAGACCAAAAGCACGCGGCGUCGCAUCAGGUAAAGCCUCGACACCACCACAAGAAUCAUAAUCAUAAUCAUCACCCCAAAAAGAACAAUCACAAAAAGACCCCCAGUCGCCACAACAGCAAAAACAGCCACAACAGUGGCCCCACCAAGGAAGAUCUAUGGAAAGGUGCCGAGGUCAAGACACUCAAUGAGGGUUGGAUUGUCGAAAUGACCGGACUGGAUUCCAAAAUGCAUACGGUCUAUGCAAGGGCUGUGCAAACGGCCGAUUGCAAGCAUCCAUCCCCGUGUGUCCAACAAGUCGUCGAUGCCGUCGUCGAUGUGGCAUGGAAACACAUUGCCAAGCAUAUUUUGGAACAACACGAUCCAGACGAAAUGAAACGCGUUGAUCUAGAUCAUCGCGAUCAAGGAGCUUUUCCACCGGCUUCACAACUCUUGAAACUGGGAGCGGUGUGGCUCGUCAAUGAAACGUCCUUUUUGCAACACACGGACAGCAAAAAGCAUCAUCAUACCAAGAAAAAGCGAUUGACCCACGAAAGUGAUGGAGAACGAACCCCCGAUUGGAAAGAUUAUGUCCUGCGGGUGCAUUAUGCCCCGUCGAGGUACCACGCCAUGGAGGAAGUGGACUGGUCCAAGUACUGCCGAGGAUUGCUCAUGGGAGACCAGUCGGUUCAGGUCUUUCUGGGAGACAGGCUCUUGCCGGCUUACGAACAUGUUCCUACCGCCGGAUAUCCAGAUCAAAAGGAUGGAGUCAUUGUCUACGAGGACGCCGAACACGGAUUUGCCGUCAUCAACAAGCCGGGAACGGUUCCCGACCAUGCCACGGUCAACAACCAUGCCGAAGAUGUACUCACCGUCUUUGCACAAGUACUCCACGACAGAGAAAAGGAAACCCGAAGUGAACCCAAGGGAACGGAUCACAGUCAUGAUCCGCUCUACAAACACCUUCACCAUCGAUCGGCACAUCUCAACUUGCCUCUGCCCUUGGAUACCGAAACGCAAGGCCUCGUCAUUAUCUCCACCAAGAGACCCUUCAAUUCCUACAUGACCAACUUGGUCGAGCAUCCACCCUUGUCAGCAAAGGGCGUCAUCAAAAAGUACAAGUGCCUCAUUUGUGUCAAAACGCCAGAAGACAUGGCCACUCUCAAUAACCUACAAGAGUCCCGGGCCAUUGUCAAGCACUUUUACCAUCACAAUCCCAACCACAAGCACCAUGCCAACUUUGUCUCGGAGAUUCCCAGUCAUCAGCACCGCCACGAGUAUGGAGCGUGUCAUUUCCGUCUCUUGAAGAUUGGAACCAACCAUGGACUCUACGCCGCCAAUGUGUCCCCCGACGCAACCGUGGGGGACACUCGGUUGGCCCAACGACUGUGGGGCCUCGGUGGUGUGCAGAACCAAUCCAAGACGUUGAACUUGGGGGUCACCUACGUGGCACAGUUGGAAGUGGAACAGGUCGUGGAUCCCGAGCAGCUUCAUACCCAUCUCAACAAGGCCAGUCGGCUCACACCCCAACAGUUGAUUUGUGGACAGCUUUCCGCAUUGGGAUUCCCGUUGGUUGGCGAUGGCGUCCACGGAGGAGGUACUUGUGAAGUCUGGGGACAUCGUCAUGGUUGGAACCGAUUGGCAUUGCAGUGCUGUGAAUGGUCCUUUCCACAACCGCAGUGGCCUCACAAGGAGGAGGAGGAAACUCCAGCAGCAAACAACGCUGAAGAAGCAAAGGAGGCCCCAGCCACCGAAGCAAAGGAGACCGAGGAGAAGGAAGCAACGACUACCACAGCGGAAGAAAAGAAAGAGGAAGCAAAGGAAGACGACGGCUGGAAAACGGUAGAGAAGAAACCCCACGGCCACCACGUGGGACGGUCACGGACACCGUCGCCGUCCCAGGAUUCACAAAGCAGCAGGGACAAGAAAAGAAACCACGGCCAUCACCACGAACGGACACCGUCACCGUCACAGGAUUCACAAAGCAGCAAGGACAAGCCAGGUACCGCCGCGAAAAAGCCGCAGCUUGAGGCAUCUCCUACAGAACGUUGCGUCUUCCGCUUGAACGAGGCCUGGUGGAAUCCUUUGCUCGACCAGUACCACGUGGAUGGAUUCUAA
Messenger RNA from Seminavis robusta, 2100 nucleotides. The record is from the annotation of a GenBank genome assembly. NCBI's taxonomy places the organism in Eukaryota, Bacillariophyta, Bacillariophyceae, Naviculales, Naviculaceae.